CUAAGGAUUAUAUAUUUCUAGCUAUAAGACUAUAACCCAUUUAAUUUCACUUUUUCUUGUAGUAGAACAACCAUUUAAGUUCGCCUCUUAUUGUUGAUCACUUUCUUGCCUCUCCGCAAUGGCCAACAAAGAUUACAGAGACAACAAGAGAUCAGUUUGUGAGACGUCAAUAUUGUUGGUGGCAAACAUCAUCAGAUUAUCUUCUCUAAGAUUUUCUGGCCAGAGUUUCACGAAAGACCUUGAACCUCCACAAGAGGAAGGAAUCUAUGUGGGCAAAGGCAAUGAAUCUUCUUCGGUAUCAAAAUUUUACAAGAGUGAAAGAACUAAAAAGCUGGAGAGGAUCAAAAGGCCUCGUUCGUACCUCAUGAAACUACCAAAGGAGGAUCCAACGAACUAUUUGAGUCAGGCACUAGACGAUGUUGAUGUCAACGCUGAGAACUAUAUCAGCCAUAUUCGUGGAAAGAUUAUUAGGGAUAGUGGUAAUAUUGAAUAUUGAUAUAAAGAAAAACACUUUUCACCAUAUCUUCCACCUCAAACCGUUUGCUAGUGGUGGGAGGUUUGAUAGAUGCAUGAGGAUAUCUAGCUUCAAUCCUCAUUGCCGUCAUUGUACAAAAGGAAAAAAAAAACCUUUCACCAAUAUUAUAUAUAGUCAAGUAGGUUUUGCACUUUUGGUGAUCAAUUGUGUAAAGAUUACACUACUAUAAAUAAAAAUUUUAAUGAUGCUCGGACAACCAGGGUUGUACCAAAA
Glycine soja is the source of this 748-nucleotide messenger RNA. RefSeq lists its product as uncharacterized. NCBI's taxonomy places the organism in Eukaryota, Viridiplantae, Streptophyta, Magnoliopsida, Fabales, Fabaceae. The coding region runs from base 119 to 496 and encodes 125 amino acids. The transcript has a single exon. The record is from RefSeq and is a predicted model, not a curated record.